Messenger RNA from Camellia sinensis, 960 nucleotides. The record is from RefSeq and is a predicted model, not a curated record. Lineage: Eukaryota; Viridiplantae; Streptophyta; Magnoliopsida; Ericales; Theaceae.
AUGGGAAGCCUAGGGAGUUUGAGGCAAUGGCCUCAAUUUGUCUAUGCUUUGGUAUUUUGCUUAGCAGCAACUAGUGUUGCUGCUAAUACGCCUUAUAUUUAUGCUUCACCACCUCCACCUCCUUAUAUUUACAAGUCUCCACCACCACCAUUACCAUCUCCACCACCACCUUACGUUUACAAAUCGCCACCUCCCCCAUCACCAUCGCCACCACCUCCCUACAUUUACAAAUCUCCACCUCCACCGUCUUCAUCCCCGCCACCACCCUAUAUGUACAAAUCACCACCUCCUCCAUCACCAUCACCGCCACCUCCGUAUAUUUACAAAUUUCCACCUCCACCAUCUCCAUCGCCACCACCACCCUACUACUACAAGUCACCUCCACCGCCAUCUCCAUCUCCACCCCCACCUUACUACUAUAAGUCACCACCUCCACCAUCUCCAUCACCCCCUCCACCAUAUUAUUACAAAUCUCCACCACCACCUUCUUCGUCUCCUCCUCCACCUUAUUACUACAAGUCACCACCCCAUCUCCACCACCACACGUCACCACCACCACCAUCGCCAUCACCUCCACCACCCUACUAUUAUAAGUCACCACCCCCACCAUCUCGAUCACCACCACCACAAUACUAUUACAAAUCGCCACCUCCACCAUCUCCUUCUCCACCACCUCCUUACUACUACAAAUCACCACCACCUCCAGUGAAGUCACCACCUCCUCCAUAUAUCUACAAAUCCCCACCUCCACCAGUGAAGUCACCACCACCACCCUACUAUUACAAAUCACCACCUCCCCCAGUUAAAUCACCACCUCCACCUCCAUACUACUACAAAUCACCACCUCCACCAGUUAAGUCACCACCACCGCCCUACUACUACAAUUCUCCUCCUCCACCAUCUCCAUCACCACCACCUCCAUACUACUACAACUCACCACCACCACCGCACCAUUAUUAA